Grus americana (Whooping crane) is the source of this 1035-nucleotide messenger RNA. RefSeq names its product olfactory receptor 14A16-like. NCBI's taxonomy places the organism in Eukaryota, Metazoa, Chordata, Aves, Gruiformes, Gruidae. Gene Ontology annotation, molecular function: G protein-coupled receptor activity; olfactory receptor activity. The record is from RefSeq and is a predicted model, not a curated record. Gene Ontology annotation, cellular component: membrane. Bases 1 to 1035 code for a protein of 344 amino acids. The transcript is spliced from 2 exons. Gene Ontology annotation, biological process: G protein-coupled receptor signaling pathway.
AUGGAGCCAGAAAAGCCAACCUCAGCGGGGCUGGAACUAGUGCGGGAUAAGGAGGGCAACGACAAGGGCUGUUGCCCUCAUGUGCAGAGGGAACAAAUGUUUGACAACAGCUCCAUGAAUGAGUUCCUCCUCCUGGCAUUUGCAGACACACGGGAGCUGCAGCUCUUGCACUUCUGGCUCUUCCUGGGCAUCUACCUGGCUGCUCUCCUGGCCAAUGGCCUCAUCAUCACUGCCAUAGCCUGCGACCACCACCUCCACACUCCCAUGUACUUCUUCCUCCUCAACCUCUCCCUCCUCGACCUGGGCACCAUCUCCACCACUCUCCCUAAAGCCAUGGCCAAUUCCCUCUGGGACACCAGGGCCAUCUCCUACACAGGAUGUGCUGCUCAGGUCUUUCUCUUUGUCUUCCUGCUUGGAGCUGAGUACGCCCUUCUCACUGUCAUGGCCUAUGACCGCUAUGUUGCCAUCUGCCAACCCCUGCACUACGGGACCCUCCUGGGCAGCAGAGCUUGUGUCCACAUGGCAGCAGCUGCCUGGGGCAGUGGGUUUCUCACUGCUGUGCUGCACACGGCCAAUACAUUUUCUAUACCACUCUGCCAGGGCAAUGCCCUGGACCAGUUCUUCUGUGAAAUCCCUCAGAUCCUCAAGCUCUCCUGCUCAGACUCAGACUGCCUCAGGGAGGCUGGGCUUAUUGUACUUAGUGUCUGUUUAUACAUUGUCUAUUUUAUUUUCAUUGUGCUGUCCUAUGUGCAGAUCUUCAGGGCCGUGCUGAGGAUCCCCUCUGAGCAGGGACAGCACAAAGCCUUUUCCAUGUGCCUCCCUCACCUCGCUGUGGUCUCACUGUUCAUCAGCACCUCAUUGUUUGCAUACCUGAAGCCCAGCUCUAUCUCCUCCCCAUCCCUGGACCUGGUGGUGGCAGUUCUGUACUCGGUGGUGCCUCCAGCAGUGAACCCCCUCAUCUACAGCAUGAGGAACCAGGAGCUCAGGGAUGCCCUGAGGCCACUAAUCCAAUGGACCUUGCCCCACCAACAGUAA